AUGCCCGACCUCGGUGCACCACCCCUUCUGCGCUGUGAGACGCUCCUCGUCGCCGCCGAGCAAAGCACCGUGGCCCUUGUGACGCAGCUCGCGCACGAGCAGGCGUCGAUCGCCGAGGCGCGCGCAACGACCGAGACCAAGUGGAAGGACAUUGCCCUCGGCCAAGAACACGAAAUCACACGGCUCAAAGACGAGCUACGGCUACUGCGCGUGGAGCUACGAGACGCUGUCCAGCGCAACGCGUGCACGGAGGAGGACUUGACGACGACGGCCCGCGCGACGGCCGCGCGCAACGACGAGCUCCAAGCGCUCUUGGCCACGUCGCAUGCCAACAACGCCGUCUUGAUGGACCAAGUCCGCGCCCAGCGAGAGUCCCUCGAGGAGUUGCAGUUGCGGCUGCGGCGUCACGUCGAGCAAGAAACGAGUGACAAACAUACCAUCACCGUCCUUCGGGACGCAUGUGACGCCGAGCGCCGUGCCAAAGACAAGCUUGAGGCGCUCCUCGUCGCCAUGGUGCAGGCAGCGAAUGCCCCACCGAGUACGCAUGGUUUUCGAACGGUCCUCGAGGUUCCGUCCACUUCGCUCUUGCACGCUGCAUCGAAAAAGCCGAAUGUGGCGCCACCGCCCAAGCCGCGUCUGGGCGUCGUGGAAACGGCACCCGUGACGCCAACGUGGAAGUAAAGAAGAGGACAACGUCAAGAGUCCAACCAAAAUAUACUACAUCGACAACGUUCGC
Molecule: messenger RNA, 736 nt
Organism: Saprolegnia parasitica CBS 223.65
Lineage: Eukaryota; Oomycota; Saprolegniomycetes; Saprolegniales; Saprolegniaceae
Exons: 4
Coding region: 1-681 (226 amino acids)
Source: RefSeq, a predicted model, not a curated record